Molecule: messenger RNA, 1410 nt
Organism: Aspergillus bombycis
Lineage: Eukaryota; Fungi; Ascomycota; Eurotiomycetes; Eurotiales; Aspergillaceae
Product: MOSC domain-containing protein
Exons: 1
Coding region: 1-1410 (469 amino acids)
Molecular function (GO): pyridoxal phosphate binding; catalytic activity; molybdenum ion binding
Source: RefSeq, a predicted model, not a curated record
AUGUUCCGAGAUAUUCUCCAAGGUCUUCAGGACACGCUGAAGACCUCCACAGUGACCUAUGGCGUUAUCAAUGUCAUGCUCCUGCUGAGCCUUGUCUCCAUCCUCGUCAUCCAAAAUGGCAACACAUCGACAACGCGGAAGAAGCUCAAACAUUUGCAAAGAAUCGGCCUAUCGACCAGCAACAUGGCAGAUCAGUAUGAAUCCAAAUACGACGCACCAGAAGGAACCACGCCCGAGGGAUCGGUCCGCAUCAAGGCGAUCUGCAUUCACCCCAUCAAGUCGUGCGGCCGGAUCGAGCUGAGCCGGGCUUUACUGACCAAGACCGGAUUUAUGUACGACAGAUGCUUCGCUUUCGCCACGGAGCUGGGCAAGAACAAUCCUGCCAUGGAAACGAAAUGGCGAUUUAUCUGCCAGCGUACCAAGCCAGCCAUGUCUCAGAUCAAGACGGAAUUAUGGCUUCCGCACAAGGAGAGCAACCAGCAUGACCCGCUUGUCCAAGCUGGUGGAUGUAUCGUGGUGUCAUUCCCUGACCCUGAUGGGCCUGGCCGGUUCGAUGAUCUAAGGAGCUUCUUUCAUACAGGGAACCGCUCCGCAAAGCCAGAAGUUCGGUUCAUCGUGCCUCUCCAACCCACGCCCGCCAUGCUGAACGAAUACAAAAUCCAAUUCAAAACAUUCGGCAUCCACUCGCGUGACGCGAAGGGUCUGGACAUGGGAACAAUUCCGUCGGUCGCGAAAGCGUUACCGAAAUUGAAAAAGUAUCUGCGGAUCACAAACGAUCAGAGCCUUACCCUGCUAAGAUGUACACCCGAUACCCUUGUGCGUACAGAUCGAAACCUGGCUCCACUCGAACACAUCGGCACACCCUCUGUACACGGCUAUACAGACCAGCAACCCAUCAAUAUCAACAGCCUUUCGUCCGUCCACGCUGUGUCGGCACUGCUGCCAACGGAAAACCAACCCCUCAAUGCCCUUCGUUUCCGCGCCAAUAUCUGGAUCACGGGUGCACCGGCCUUCGACGAGGAGAGCUGGAAGCGAUACCGUAUUUUGCCGAAGGGUAGUGACGCAGAACCACGAGCUGCUGUAGCCCCGACGGUGUCGGUUGUGUGUCGGACGUCGAGGUGUACAAUGCCUAAUGUGAAUCCGGAGACUGGGGUGCCGAGCGCGGAUAACCCGCCUCCAGAGAAGAAAAGAGGUAAACCGCAGCCGAGUGCCACUUUGGUUAGGUACCGUACGGUCGAAGAUGGGAAUAAGUCGGCUCUUGGGUAUCUAGGUAUGCAUUGUGUGCCUGAGGAUCGGGCCUUGCAGAUGGCUGAGGAGCAAGAGAAGGGGUUAUACGUCGCUGUUGGGGAUGAGAUUGAGGUCCUUGAGCGUGGGGAACAUCUUUAUGGCUCGACGGGUAAUGAUUAUUAG